Hirsutella rhossiliensis is the source of this 1542-nucleotide messenger RNA. Its product is annotated as amino acid kinase family domain-containing protein. The transcript is spliced from 6 exons. The coding region runs from base 1 to 1542 and encodes 513 amino acids. Gene Ontology annotation, molecular function: aspartate kinase activity. The record is from RefSeq and is a predicted model, not a curated record. NCBI's taxonomy places the organism in Eukaryota, Fungi, Ascomycota, Sordariomycetes, Hypocreales, Ophiocordycipitaceae.
AUGGGGAGCUCGACGUUCGACAACUCGUCCAGCCUGGGCUGGGUGGUCCAGAAGUUUGGCGGCACGAGCGUCGGCAAGUUUCCAGACAAGAUUGCCCAAGAUAUUGUAAAAGCGAGCCUGUCGCGGCAUCGCGUCGUCGUCGUCUGCUCAGCCAGGAGCACGGGGAAAAAGGCAGAGGGCACCACUAGCCGAUUGCUGGGCGUCUUCAACAAGCUCAAAAAUGUCGGCCCCGCCUACGCCGCCAGCUUCGACGAGGACCCCGAGGCCCUCAUUGAGCAGGCCAGGGGCCUCAUCACCGACGUCUGCGCCGACCACGUCCUCGCCGCAGAGCACUAUGUCCGCGAUCCCGCCCUCAAGGAGCUGUUGUCGCGCAACAUCGAGGCCGAGUGCCAGGAGCUCAUCGAGUACAUCUUUGCCGCCAAGCGCUUCAACCUCGAAAUCAACUCCCGCUCCAAGGACCGCGUCAUCAGCUUUGGCGAGAAGCUCGCCUGCCUCUUCAUGACGACCCUUCUACAGGAUGCGGGUGUUGACGCCGAAUACGUCGACCUGUGCGACGCCCUGCACUGCGACGCCGCCGCCCAGCUCGACGCCGGCUUCUACAAGGCGGCCGCUGCGGCGUUUACGCGCAAGAUCUCGGCCUGCGAGAGCCGCGUCCCCGUGGUGACGGGGUUCUUCGGCAACCUCCCCGGCAGCCUCAUCGACGGCGACAUUGGCCGCGGUUACACCGACCUGUGCGCCGCCCUGUGCGCCGUCGGCCUCGGCGCCGAGGAGCUCCAGAUCUGGAAGGAGGUCGACGGCAUCUUUACGGCAGAUCCGUCCAAGGUCCCCACGGCGAGGCUGCUACCGUCUAUCACGCCCUCGGAGGCGGCCGAGCUGACCUUUUACGGCUCCGAGGUCAUCCACCACCUCACCAUGGACCAGGUCAUCCGCGCCCAGCCCCCGAUCCCCAUCCGCAUCAAGAACGUAAAGAACCCGCGCGGCAACGGCACCAUUGUUAUCCCUGACCCUGGCCUGUCGGCGGGCCACCAGCUCCACCGCUCGCGCCCGUCGACGGAACCGCAGCCCCUCAAGACGCCCAAGCGCCCGACGGCCGUCACCAUUAAGGACCAUAUCAGCGUUAUCAACGUGCACUCCAACAAGCGGUCCAUCUCGCACGGCUUCUUUGCCCGCAUCUUCUCCAUCCUCGACAAGCACUCCAUCUCGGUCGACCUCAUCUCCACCAGCGAGGUCCACGUCUCCAUGGCCAUCCACUCGGGCAGCACCCAGAUGGACGCCUUUGCAAAGGCCAAGCACAGCCUGGCCGAGUGCGGCGACGUUAGCGUCCUCACCCACAUGGCCAUCCUGAGCCUCGUCGGCUCCGACAUGAAGAACAUGAUUGGCGUGGCCGGCCGCAUGUUUUCGACGCUCGGCGAGCACAACAUUAACCUCGAGAUGAUUUCCCAAGGGGCGAGCGAGAUUAAUAUUUCGUGCGUGAUAGACGCGCGGGACGCGACGAGGGCCAUGAACGUGCUGCACACGCACCUCUUUACGUUUUUGGAAUGA